AUGUCUGAUCCUCUCCGACGGCCUGGACCGUCACAUACCUCCCAGAGAAUCCAACAUGAAGCUGCUCCUCAAGCUUACCAGACCGACAGUCGUUCACACUCUUCCGGUUAUACAAAAACCGCAGAGCAACAUGCGAGAGACGACAUGGAUGAUCAGCUUAUAAGAAAGAAUGCCGCAAAGGUGCAGCUGCUGUUGUUACUGGGUGCCCUUUUUAUCACAAUAUUCGUUGUUAUUUUCAUUCUGUGGGCAGGAGCAAGCAUUUUGAACUAUGGCCUCGGGGUAAUCAUCCCCGUGCUUGAGCCAGCAGCACACAUGAAGGUCUUUCGGUGGCUUCAUAGCUUGCUCGGAGUCGUUGCGUCUGUCCUGUCGAAGCCGGUGAUGUGGACGGGGUGUAUGGCAGGGUGUGCUUUGGUACUUAAUAACCCGAUCGCUGCCCAAGUCCUCGCGUCCUGCCAGAGUUUCGUCUUUUCGACAGUCGGCAUCUUCAGUCAUCCACUUCAGAAGUUCCAGUCUCAUGAGACAGCGCUGCACUACAAGUCAAUUUUCAACAUAUCGAGCGAGCCAGUUCCGAAUCCAGAGGCCCAUGAGCCAAAUACGAAGAAGAAACUGCAAUCCGCGAUUCAAUAUGCCAUGGAUCGAAAAUCCGAAGGUCUCGCGGGACUUAUUAUGUUCCUACCAGGAAAUGUAAAGGGCCUUCCUGAACGAUACGCGUCCUACGACCAUCCGGUUGUCAUCUUAUCACCGACCAUCUCUGCGAGCAACGAAGUCGAGAUAUUAGGGAUGACAAGUUUCCGUGGUAGAGAUAUCACACAAAGAUUCGACACCUCCCCCGAAGGCAUGAAGAACAGGGCGAAAUAUCUUCCCAUCGAGCCUACACCCCCUCACCCCGACACGCCAGAAAAAAAUGUAAUGCUCAAGAUCUUGCCUUACAACCCGAAGACCUAUUCUUACGUGGACGGUUCUGUGGAAUCUAGAAGGUCCGUCCCCUUCUCGGUACUUACAAAAUACCUCCCCAACGCAAGAGACCGCAUAUACGUCGUUCAAUGUCCAAUAUUUUACCUCGACAAAGACUCGUACCAAAAGCUGGCCGCGUUUGUCGGCUUUUCAACUGUUGCGCUUUGUCACGUUCCUGUAGACCCGGAGGUAGAGAGAGAGCAUCUUACGGAGCAACUCGCUGUCAAUGAUGAGCCUCGGAGUCCAUGCAUGCUCCUUCCAUUCCACAACGGCGAUAUUCCGAUGCCCGCAAAGAACCAGCACACGCAGUCGAAACAUGCAACAACACAAACAUCAGAAGCAAUCGAACCUCCAUUCCCCACGCACAGUCACAUACAGCCCAUAUCUCCUACUUCUUCCCAUUCUCUGAAUGCGGAGCAAGUCUCUUUCAUCGCGGAACAACUCAAGCGCCAAUGGGCAUUCGAUGACGGCGCCCGCCACGUCUACGGCCUUGGCGGCCCGCUCAACUUAUCUAAGAUUGCUCGAAAUAGCAUCAGGCUAGCCAUAGCCUGCGUUGCUAUGCUAACCGCUGGAGGAGCUUUUAGAGUGAGAACAGUUGGGAGGGAAGUGGUCGAGGAGCUUAAGGCGGGCGUCCAAGCAGUGAUGUUCGUGGCUGCCUGGAAGAACCUCCAGAUCGUGGCUGCGGCGAAGGGCGCUCUUACUAAAAUGGCAUGGGCAGUGGCACGGGCAGUGGUCAGACAUUUUGGAAGAAAUUGGGGGCAUUAUGGCAUAGCAAGCCUGAGUGCCUGUGUCCUUCACAGAUAUUAUGAGCGGUAUCCGGGAGGGAGAGGGUCAAAAUGGGAUCAGAUCUUGAUGCUGGCGUGGGAUGUAGCUUGUCUCCGGAUUAUAGAGUGAGAUUGGGACGCGUUGAGGCUCAUGUAAGGCGAAUGACAGGCCCAUGGGCAGGGAAUUCUUCUGGCUUGUUUGUGAAGCGUGCAGGCAAUGAUCGAAUUCGUGACCUCAAACAUGACGUCCACAAUGGCUCGGCUAUAACAGCUGUGCCAGUUACUGCACUUAGCAAAUAUAUAUGUUUACCUCUGGUUGUCACCAAA
This is a messenger RNA of Neurospora crassa OR74A, 2045 nucleotides long. RefSeq lists its product as hypothetical. Lineage: Eukaryota; Fungi; Ascomycota; Sordariomycetes; Sordariales; Sordariaceae. The record is from RefSeq and is a predicted model, not a curated record. The transcript is spliced from 4 exons. Bases 1 to 1848 code for a protein of 615 amino acids.